Molecule: messenger RNA, 1331 nt
Organism: Tarenaya hassleriana
Lineage: Eukaryota; Viridiplantae; Streptophyta; Magnoliopsida; Brassicales; Cleomaceae
Product: nuclear transcription factor Y subunit B-3-like
Exons: 1
Coding region: 281-919 (212 amino acids)
Biological process (GO): regulation of transcription by RNA polymerase II
Cellular component (GO): nucleus; CCAAT-binding factor complex
Molecular function (GO): DNA-binding transcription activator activity, RNA polymerase II-specific; RNA polymerase II cis-regulatory region sequence-specific DNA binding; protein heterodimerization activity
Source: RefSeq, a predicted model, not a curated record
GGUUGAUCCUGAACCGUCCAGAUCCCAUUUACUACUCUUUCGAUCAACGGGUAACAAAAUUUCCACGUGUCUAAAUCUUAUCGAGAAAUAACGACCAGAAAUCGUCCACGUGUCAUUCCCGAUGCAAUUAUUACCCUCUCGAUCCAACGGACCCAAAACACUCUUCAUCUCUCUCUCUCUCGGCGAUUUCCCCUUCUCCUCCGCGCCACCGUGAGUGUACGAUUUUACCCCUACGCAGAUCGCGGGAGAGCCGAUCGUUCUCGCCGGAAUCGGAUCGGAGAUGGCGGAUUCGGAUAACGAAUCGGGAGGAGGAUACAGGGACGGAAACAACGCCGCCGGGGGAGGCGGGGACUCGUCGACGCGCGAGCAUGAUAGGUUCCUGCCGAUCGCGAACGUGAGCCGGAUCAUGAAGAAGGCCUUGCCUGCGAACGCGAAGAUCUCAAAGGACGCGAAGGAGACGGUGCAGGAGUGCGUGUCGGAAUUCAUCAGCUUCAUCACCGGCGAGGCCUCCGACAAGUGCCAGAGGGAGAAGAGGAAAACAAUCAACGGCGACGAUCUUCUAUGGGCGAUGACGACCCUAGGGUUCGAGGACUACGUCGAGCCACUGAAGGUCUAUCUUCAGAAGUACAGAGAGGUAGAGGGAGAGAAGACGACCACCGGGAGACAAGGCGAUAAAGAAGGCAGCGGCGGCGGAGGCGGAGGAACGGGAGCUCCCGGCGGGGGUGCGGCGGGAUCCGGCGGCGGAGGGUACAAUGGGGGAGCGGGGGGAGGAGGAGGGAUGGUGAUGAUGGGGCAUCAUCAUAAUCAGGGCCACGUGUACGGUGGAGGAGGACUUCAUCAUCAUCACCACCAUCACCAUCAGAUGAGUGCCGAGAAAAGUGGGUCCGGCCCGGGUGGUGGUGCGGUUAGGUCAAGGUAGGCUUUGGUGGUGGUCGGUUGGGUCUGCUAAGGACGGUAAUUAUUAUCAUAAUCAUGAUUAAUUAUUAUCAUAAUUAUGAUUAUUUAAAAAAAGGGGAUUAAGACAAAGGUCGUUUACGUCUCCUCCGGUGUUAAUUACUCGAUUUUAAUUUUUAAGUAUGUUUUUUUUUUAAAAAAUGGAUUAACUUGUUCCGAAAUUCCGAAUGGUUAGGCUCCACGAUCGAUUUUAUCUCUCUUUUUAUUUUUUUUAUAUCCAUGUUGUAACCUCUGUUUAUUUAGUGCUAAUUAGAAGGGAGCCUCUCUCUUUGUAUCUUGUGUGUGACUGUAACUUUAAUUAAAAUUCCAAUUUUGUGAUUUUUAUUAUUUGGUUACGUGUAAUGUAAUGUAAUGUAAUGCAACAGUACCAUUUAUUA